UGGCAGAUUAAAUUGGGAUCGGUUAAGUUGGCUAAGCAGUACAUGAGAAGAGUUGCUACAGAGCUUCAAAUCAAGGGAACAUCAGAUAAAGAUUCUUCAAUGGAUUAUAUGUUGCUUCAAGGAGUCAGAUUUGCUUUUCGUAUCCAUCAGUUUGCUGGUGGAUUUGAUGUGGAUACAAUGCAUGCAUUUGAGGAGCUUCGGAAUGUGGCUCUAGUUUUAAACAAAAAGUAAAAUGAAAAGAGGUUUUUUGAGGGAGGGAAAUAUGGAUUUUUGUAUAGAGAAUGAUUUAAGAUGGUAGUUUUGGUUUGAAGAAAAAAUGAAGGGUGGUUAGAUAUGGAUAUGGGAUAUGGUCAAUAGAGGUGCAAUCAUUAUCUUAUAUUUUUCUAAGUAACUACAAAAAUUAUAUAUGUAUUAGGGG
Messenger RNA from Lactuca virosa, 418 nucleotides. The record is from the annotation of a GenBank genome assembly. Lineage: Eukaryota; Viridiplantae; Streptophyta; Magnoliopsida; Asterales; Asteraceae.